Molecule: messenger RNA, 2428 nt
Organism: Vicia villosa (hairy vetch)
Lineage: Eukaryota; Viridiplantae; Streptophyta; Magnoliopsida; Fabales; Fabaceae
Product: interactor of constitutive active ROPs 4-like
Exons: 3
Coding region: 1054-2145 (363 amino acids)
Source: RefSeq, a predicted model, not a curated record
AUAAUAAACUUAUACUUGUGACAUAAAUUCACAACUUUACCGUAUGGAUCUGAAUCUCCCUCCAUUCAUAAGUAUGUUGUGGCCACUAUGGUCCACUGCCACCUUUGCUUCAUAUAAUUGUGUAGGGUCUUGAUGGUUUUGGUUUCCUAAAAGAGGGAGACAAUUCUACAGAGAAUGGAUCUUCUACCAGCUUAUUAUUAUUUUCUCUGUGAAAUCUCAUUUGAAAGUGGAUGCAUAUGCUAAACAAAGUGUAAAUUUUAUAGAGAUGAAAAACUUGGGGGCUAUUUAAAGUCUAGCACUUAGUAGAAUUUGAAUCUGAAACUUUGAGAGGAGUACACUCUCGAGUCGCCGAUCAUAAUCUAGUGGUUAUUAUUGAUUUACUACUUUGACUGCACGGUAUUUCGACCGCAGUAAAUCUAUUUUCCUAUUGGAGUUGUACAAAUGUUUACUCCAUUAUGCAACAACUUGAAUGUGUGGUGGGCCUAAUGCAAUUUAAGGGAAAGUGAAAGAGUUACUUAUUUUCUAGUACUGUAUCAUGUUGCACAUAUGCAUAGGGUCACAUAAAUUAUUUUUUCCUUUAAUGGGCUGCUAGGGUUAACUCAUUUUAACUCUAUAGAUUGUGCACAACGAAACUGCACGCAGUUAGUCACAUCUGAAUCGUCUGAUCAAGAUUGAACAGUUCAAAUUUCGAUCUUUUAAAGAAUCUAAAAGGUUGAGUUAAAAAUUUGGACUUAUUUAUACAGCACUUAUUCACUUUUAAACAAAGCAAAAAGCACUGCAUAAAGUUACCUCUGACACUACACUGCAUGCUUUUGCUCUUGAGGGUGGUGGUAUUAAAAGCAUACUUUUAUUGCAUGUCAUUGUUUUGAACACAGGACCAUUGUGACGUGGGACAUAUCUCUAUUCAGUUGUGUUUUAUUCUUGAUUUUUCCAAAAGGGUCAUCAAUGCAAUGCCUUUCUAGUUUUUCUAGUGUGAGUGUGAUUCUCUUUUAGCUUAAAAAGUUCCUUACAAGUGUUGUUUGUUCUAUCACUUUCUGUCAUCAAGCUUAUCAAAUGCCAAGAUCAAGGGGAUCUGAUUUGCCUCAGAGGCAGUCACCGAGAGGUACUACUCAUCAGCUUCGAACAUCGAGUUCUGACUCGGAUCCGUUGCAUCAUCGACCGGUUACUGAUCGAAGUCCAAAGCUAGGAGACCGGCGUUCUCCGAGAGGUAGUACUCAAUCGGAGACGGUGAACCAGAAGAAGCUCGGUACUCGCAUUGCGGAUUUGGAAUCGCAGCUUGGUCAAGCACAACAAGAGUUGAAAAAUUUGAAGGAUCAGCUGUCUUCUGCAGAGGCUGAAAAGAAAAAAGCUGAAGAUGAACUUGUGAAGAAAAGUGUUUCAAAGAAAGUUCAAGAGUGUGAUGACAAAGCUGAAACUAUACAACAAGAUGUUGUUAAUGUUAUGCCUGAUGAAAAUCAGGAAGAGACCGAUGUGUUUGAAGUUCCGAUCGAAAAGAUGGAAAUCGAAUUCAGAAAGCCGGAAGAUCAGUUAGAAAAGGAAACAAUAUCAGAGUCAGAGAAGCCUUUUGUGAAUGAACUGACGAUGAAAAACGAAGAGAUAGCGUCGUUGAAAUCGGAUUUGUUAGAGAAAAUGAAGGAGUUGGAAUCAAUGAGUAAGGGAAACGAUGAUUUAAAGACUCAACUGAAUGAAGCAGUUUCUAAAGUGAAAGCUUAUGAAACCAAGGAAGAAGGAACUACACUGCAGGUGAAGCAAUUGAAUGAAGAAUUGGAAGCGAGUAAAGGGGACGCGGAGAAAUUGAACAUGAAGUUGAAAUCCGUGGAAGGGGAAAAGGAGUUGUUAGAAUCAGAAAUGAAGAAGCUAAGAGUGCAGACAGAACAAUGGAGGAAAGCAGCAGAUGCUGCAGCUGCAGUGCUUGCAGGAGGUUUUGAUAUGAGUGCUGCUGCAAGGGCUCCUGAAAGAUGCGGUUCAAUGGAUAAGAACUUCGUCGGUGGAACAUUCGAGACACCUGGUGUUGGAAGGUAUCAUGGAUAUGUAGGUUCUCCUGGUAUGAAUGAUGAUAUGGAUGACGGUUUCGGAGGUGGAAAAAAGAAGGGUUCUGGUAUAAGAAUGUUUGGUGACUUGUGGAAGAAGAAAGGCCAAAAGUGAAAUUUCUGCAACUCUUUGAUUCACGGCAGAAUCAGUGCGUGUCACUGUGAUUCUGACAAAAGCUAUACUUUGGAGUUUCGACAGAAUCACGGUGUCGCAGUAAUUCUGUCUAGUAUUUUAACUAUGAUCAUGUUUAGGUGGUAGCAGAAGGUGCUAAAGGAAACAGUUGCUUACUGAUGUGUAUGCAUUUUUCUGCUAUCUUGUUUAGUUGUUUCUUUUGUAUUAUAAUAGCCACUAAGUGAUUUGAACUUUUGAAAGAUGGUUUGUGUAAUGGUUUUUGUUA